GCUUCGUUUUCAGCAAAGUGUCACCACUACUAUUCAGCUCGCACUAGCUUAGCCCCAACACCUAACACACUUGAUAAUAAGCGGUCCUCGUCCUGCUCCAACAACGCCACACAGCCCCAUCACCCAUUUGAUAAGAAUUAAUUCCACAGCUCCUGCAUCGUCUACAAUGGCUGCUGCCAAUACCACAGGGAACGGGGGCACGCCGGUGGGUCUGCUGGUGCUGAUGGUGGUGGCAUUGGCGGCAGCGUUGUUCGCGCGCGCCGUCCGUCCUCCGCCGCCGACGCCGUGCGGGGCGCCUGGAGGGCCGCCGGUGACGGCGCCGAGGGUGCGGACGCGGGACGGGCGGUUCCUGGCGUACGCGGAGUCCGGCGUGAGCCGGGACAGCGCGCGGUUCAAGAUCGUGUACUCGCACGGCUUCUCCGGCAGCCGCAUGGACUCGCCCCGCGCCUCGCAGGCGCUGCUGGAGGAGCUGGGCGUGUACAUGGUGGCGUUCGACCGCGCCGGGUACGGCGAGAGCCACCCCGACCCGCGCCGGUCGCUGCGGAGCGCCGCGCUGGACGUCGAGGACCUCGCCGACGCGCUUGACCUCGGCGACAAGUUCCACCUCAUUUGCUCCUCCCUCGGCUGCCACGCGGCGUGGGCAUCUUUCAAGUACAUCCCACACAGGCUGGCCGGAGUGGCCAUGAUGGCGCCGGUGAUAAACUACCGGUGGUCGGGGCUGCCGAGGGGGCUGGCACGGCAGCUGUACCGGCGGCAGCCGCUGGGCGACCAGUGGUCGCUCCGCGUCGCCUACUACGCGCCCUGGCUGCUGCACUGGUGGAUGAGCCAGCCAUGGCUGCCCACCUCCACCGUUGUCAGCGGCUCCGGCUCCUUCCCCAACGCCCUCGACGAGAAGAACCGCCUCAUGGCCCUCUCCACCGGAAUGUUCCAAAAGAGGGCGAAGGCAGCUACACAGCAGGGGGUGCAGGAGUCGUUCUACCGCGACAUGACGGUGAUGUUUGGGCGCUGGCCGGAGUUCGAGCCGACAGACCUUGGCAAUGAGGCGCCGCCGUUUCCGGUGCAUCUGUUCCAGGGCGAUGAGGACGGCGUCGUGCCGGUGCAGCUGCAGCGGCACAUAUGCAGCCGGCUUGGCUGGAUCACCUACCACGAACUCGCCGAGGUGGGGCACUUCCUGUCGGCGGUGCCGGGUCUCGGUGACAGGAUCGUCAGCACGCUCCUGCCAGGCCCGGCCGGCAACUGUUCAACCGCCACCGGUGGUGUCUGUGCGUCUUGAAACCAAGGACGACUGAUCCUCUGUAGGUAGACAACUGUAGUAGAAGGCAAUGCUGAAGAAAAAAUGAAUACAUCUCUUUCAUGUGAGCUCAGCUGAACCACUACAGUACUGUAGAAAAAACCUGAAGGGAUUAUGAAAUAUCAAUAUAUAUCAUCAGAGGGUAAUUUGAUGUCAUUUUACAUGAA
Messenger RNA from Lolium rigidum, 1458 nucleotides. RefSeq lists its product as uncharacterized. NCBI's taxonomy places the organism in Eukaryota, Viridiplantae, Streptophyta, Magnoliopsida, Poales, Poaceae. The transcript is spliced from 4 exons. The record is from RefSeq and is a predicted model, not a curated record. Bases 167 to 1273 code for a protein of 368 amino acids.